Messenger RNA from Antechinus flavipes (yellow-footed antechinus), 1364 nucleotides. It is a transcript of the gene ARL14, whose product is annotated as ADP ribosylation factor like GTPase 14. The record is from RefSeq and is a predicted model, not a curated record. Lineage: Eukaryota; Metazoa; Chordata; Mammalia; Dasyuromorphia; Dasyuridae. Gene Ontology annotation, biological process: vesicle-mediated transport; intracellular protein transport. The transcript has a single exon. Gene Ontology annotation, molecular function: GTP binding; GTPase activity. Gene Ontology annotation, cellular component: cytoplasm. Bases 81 to 659 code for a protein of 192 amino acids.
AGUUUCUGCUCUUUCCUUCUCUGCCUUUUUUCUACAGGACCUGAGAGAAGCCGACAGACCUCCUGGACAAGGCGCCUGGAAUGGGUACCUGGAACUCUAAAUCCUCCAAGGUCAAACAGGCCCGAGUUCUGCUCUUGGGACUGGAUUUCUCAGGGAAGUCAACGAUCCUGUACAAAUUAAAGCGCAUCAAGGACUUCACAACCAUCCCAACCAUCGGCUUCAAUGUGGAGAUGAUAGAGACGGAGAAAGAUAUCAACCUCACGGUCUGGGACGUUGGAGGGCAGUUCCAGAUGAGGAGUCUGUGGGACCAUUACUGUGAGAAUACAGAUGUGCUGGUCUAUGUGGUGGACAGCACCGACCAGCAGCAGUUGGAGGCCUCCCGCAGGGAAUUUGAGCUCAUCCUGAAGAACGAGCACGUCAGGAAUGUGCCCGUGGUGCUGCUGGCCAACAAGCAAGACCUGCCCGGGGCUUUCACGGCGGAAGAUAUCACCAGGAAAUUCAAGAUGAAGAAAAAUUGUGGGGACCGGGACUGGUACGUCCAGCCUUGCUGUGCCAUCUCGGGAGAUGGCCUGGCUGAUGGCUUCAAGAAAGUGACCGAGUUCAUCAAAAGAUACAGGAACUCUGCAGAAGCAACUUGGGCCUUCUUCAGGCAGAAUUAAAGCAGCAAAGGGCACUCCAGGUGUGGACCUUUACCUAAACUGCCAAACUUAGUGUUUGCAUGAGUUCUCCUGUACUUGUCCUCUCCCCCCCCUCCUCUUUUUUAUGAGAGGUAAUUGGAAUUAAGUGACUUACUCAGUCACGCAGCUAGCUAGUGUUAAGUAUAUGAGGCUGGAUUUGACUCAAGUCCUCCGACUCCAGGGCCAAUACUCUAUUUACUCUGCCAACUAGCUGUCCGUACUUCUUUUUUUAAAAAUAUAUUGUUACAAGAGAUGGCUUGCUGGGGAGGAGAAUGGAAAUGGAAAUAAAUAAGUUAUUUAAAAAUUUUAAUUUUAAAUUAAAAUUUAAAAAAUUUAAUUAAAAAAAUAAAAAUAUUUUUAAAAUUUUUAAAAAAUUGUUCAAGGGUAGAAUGUCAAACAAAGAAUUAGCCUUUGUGACCCAGGAAUUUAAACUGGAAAAAAAUUACUUUCAAAAGUCAUUCAUUCUGUAAGCAUUUAUUAAGCACCUAGUAUGUGCCAAGAACUAUUCUAAGUACUAGGGACACAGAAACCAAACAGAUUGCCCUCAAGGGGUUAACAUUCUAGGACAGAUAAGUCAGUGCAAAAUAUAUACAAACUAGUUGGUGCUGGGGGGACGGACGUGGAGUAGUCGCAGGUGGCUGGAAGUGGGUAAAGGAGAGCUCUUGUAAGAAAUGAAGCUUUAGACAU